GUUGAGUCAACAGUGAGUCGAGCUAGAGUGAAACAAAACCGUCAUUUAUGGACACAGCAAUGCAGGACUAUCAUGGAUAUAACGCUUUUAUCUUUGGAUUGCUAAUGUUCAGGAUUCUUCAAGGUGUGUGUGUUUGGGCUGAUCAGAACACUGAGACACUGAACAGAGCUACUGGGAGCUCCUUGGAGCUAAAAUAUCCAGACAGGAAAAUAUCAUCCGCUGAGUGGAAGUUCAAUGGCAAAACGUUUGCUAAAUAUGGUUCAACUCGUAAUUACACCUUUCUACAAUCCCAAUUCAGUGGAAGAUUAAUAGAAAACCAUGAUAAAGUUGGAGUAACUAUACAAAAUCUUCAACCCCAAGACUCUGCGACAUUCUUAAUGGUUGCAACUUUUAAUGAAGUACAGCUUCCAACAAAAAUAUUUAAAGUGUAUAUUAAAGAUCCUAUAACAGAUGUGCAGAUUGAGAAGAAUCAGACAUGGAAAGUGUCUACAAACAGCUGUGAUGUUGAUGUGAAGUGUGCAGCGCUCGGAGCUGAGAGAAUCUCCUACCUGUGGAGCGGCUAUAAGACUGGGAGUGGAGCUCAGCUGCAGUUUAGUCUCUCACCAGCAGAUGGAGACGUGACACUGAACUGCACUGCAACUAACAACGUCAGCAACAUGACUGCUACAGAGACACUAAGGUGUAGAGCUAAACACAUAGAAACAGAAGCUUCAUUGUCGGUGCUUAAACUGAUCAGUAGUCUAGUAGCGGCCUCUCCCUAUCUGCUGGUGUCCAUCAUUCUGGGUGUGAAAUGUCACAGAGCUCAUGGCCAUCAAAAAAGCAGGCAUGCUGUAACAGUGAUUGACGAAUGACACAGCAGGAAUUUUUCGGUUCUCAAAAUGUUGUAGUAACUUUUAUUUGGUAAUGUUUUAAACAAUGAGACCACUGCACAGGUGCCUUUUCCACGUGCUUUGCAUCACCCACAUUGUACAAAAAAUGCCCUGACGCCAAAAAAACGAAGUGCUAUGCACAGAAUGUUUUCUAUCCUAAGCGCAGACCUGCUGUUUGUGACAUUUGCAAUAGGCGGUAAAUUACAGAUUCUCUUAAAAAUCCAUAACGCUCUUUCAAAUAAUCAUUAGAAAAUGAAAAGACAUCAAUAUGUCUUUUCAUUUCAGGUCUUAUAUCUCUCUUCCAUGUAAUCGUAUAAUUUUUGCCUCCACGUCCACAGGAUCAUCAUCAAAAGGGCGAGCCAUGCUUAAUAACCUUCU
This is a messenger RNA of Clarias gariepinus (North African catfish), 1247 nucleotides long. RefSeq lists its product as uncharacterized. The record is from RefSeq and is a predicted model, not a curated record. The transcript has 5 exons. Lineage: Eukaryota; Metazoa; Chordata; Actinopteri; Siluriformes; Clariidae. Bases 48 to 851 code for a protein of 267 amino acids.